CAGAACGAUGCUCUAACACUAAUAAAUUCCCUAGAUUAGUGACUGUUUUAGAAGUAUUUCUAUAGUUUUUUAUUUUACUAGAAUAUCCACGCUUUAUUUCAUUUAUUUUUAUAUCAUUAUGCAAAAUGUAACAUCAUUUACGUUUUCCAAAAACAUUUUAAAGCUAUAACAUUAUCUUUUUUAUAUCGAGUAUAUAAAUCGUUUGACCAUGAUUAAAUUUAUCUAUCAGCAAUGUAACAAAUUUGUUCUCAAAAUUAUUAUGUCCCUUUGCACUUGUAAAUAUAAUUUUAUUUUAGGUAGACUUUAUCUUUACAUAAGAAUAAAUUGAGAAAUAGAAACAUGAUCGCGAUAAAAAUUGAAAUCAAGAGAUAGUACUUAUUUAUGAUACAUAAGUAUAGAAUCUGUAGAAUUUUUGAUCGAAGAAAUAAUCGAGAAUGCGCGCCAAAAUAUGUGUAAAAAGGGAGACAGGUUUGCGAUGCGAGAUUCGUAAAGUUAGUUAUUGUAUAAAUACACGUUACAGAGAUUUGUUUAAAAGAUGCCAUUGAUAAAAAAACCUAUGCGUUAUGCACAUCCAGAAGGACACACAGAUGUUUGUUAUUUUACUGGUGAGAAAAAAGGCCUUGUUACCUGUGGAUCUGAUGGAGAUGUUCGAUUCUGGUUAAAUUUAAUGGACGAUGAUCCAGCUGCAAGCUGUGUUUCAGAGCAAUCUAUAUCAGUAAUAUCAAAGAAUGGACAAAUAUUUGUGGGUAAUGAUAAUAAUACAGUUCAAAUCCUUAAUUAUCCAGAUCUGGAAAAAGAAGGAAUAGUUACUAGAUUUUCAGCACCUGUAUCAGCAUUAGCAACAACAAAGAAAAGCAAUAUUAUAGUGUCUGGAUCUUGCGAUAUGAGAAUACAAAUCACUGAUAUUGAAACAUCAUCUAACACAGAGCUCGUAGGCCAUGAAGCUCCUAUAUUAGGUUUAUCAUUGGAUCCUAAAGAAGAGUUUGUGGCAUCCUCAAGUGCGGAUGGAUCAAUACGAGUGUGGAAUAUCAAAGAUAAACAUGUCGUAAAUAUUUGGCAUAAUGUUGUACCAAAAUGUAACUCAUUUUUUACAGCAAAAGCAUACUGUGUGCCUUCAUUUCAAGCUAAGGAUGGAAGUUACCUUGCAUAUCCCCAUAUGAAAGAUGUAGUUGUAGUGGAAAGAUCUUCUUGGAAGGAAUUGUUUCGCUUAAAGUGCAUUAACAUAAAAAACGAUAUUAGUAUUUGUAAAUUCUCUGAAUGUGGCACAUUAUUAGCUGCAAGCACUGUAGUUGGAGAAAUAAUUGUUUGGAGUGUUAAAACUAAAAACUUAAUUGGUUAUAUUGACCACCAACAAAAUGCUAAAAUUACUUCAUUAUGCUGGAAUAUUGAUGAGCCAGAUGAAAUUGCAUUUUGUGAUUCUUUAGGUCAAUUAGGAUGUGUUGAUGUUAUAUUUUGUGAAAUUCCAUCAAGCAGUGAAGAAAAGUCAGAAACAAAUGGCGAUAUUAAAGAAAAUGACGUCUGCGUGCCAGAUGAUGAAGACGAUGAUGGAGACAAUGUUAUAUCUAUAAAUAAAAUUAAAGCAUCCGUAGAUCUCGAAGAUGAUCAAAAAAGUCAUUCCGAUGUAGAAUCUGUAAAACAACGCGAUGCGAAUAUCUUUACACCCGAAGUUCACUUACAACCACCAUUUCAACCUGGCUCCUCUCCCGUACAUUUGUUAUCUCGCUUCAUGGUCUGGAAUGAUACUGGUAUGGUGAGGUGUUUCACUUCUGAAGAUGGAGAUGAGUCUAGUAUUGAAGUUGAAUUUCACGAUGUAACAAUCCACCGUAGUAUGCACAUUAAUAAUUAUUUAAGACAUACAAUAGCAGCUUUAUCACCUCAAGCACUUGCAUUGAAUUGUCCAUCGAGCGACGAUACAAACAGCAAGCUUGUUGUAAUAACAUUACAAGGUUGGGGUUCUGGGAACAAGGAAUGGUUUGUAGAUCUUCCUGAAGAUGAGGAAGGACAUUGCGUUGCUGCUGGGGAUAACUUUGUAGCACUUGCAACAUCUAGGAGAAAUUUAAGAAUUUUUACGGUAGGAGGCACUCAACGUGAAAUCAUAGCCUUGCCAGGUUCUGUAAUUGCAAUGAAUGGACUUAAAAAUGCUUUAGUAAUUGCUUAUCAUAAUGGAAUAGGAGCAUCAGGUGAUCAGUGUAUGAGUUUAUUGUGGAUUCAAAUUUGUGGUCUAACAUUACGUAGUCGAACACUGCCUCUUCCAUUAUCACCUUUAUCAGAACUUAUAUGGUUAGGACUUACUGAUCUUGGAUCUCCUGCUGUAAUGGAUACAGAUGAUGUUAUUAAAGUGUAUAAUAAAAAUUCGUCUCUGUGGAAAGUUAACUCUGAUAUAGAUGAACAGUCUAAGGGCAAAGCAGAUCAUUUCUUCGUAAUCGGAAUAAGUGAAAAAGAAAGCAUCGUUCGCUGUAUUUUAUGUAAAGGAAGUCAUUAUCCGCCAACUACUCCGCGUCCUGUAAUCGUUGAAGUGUCUAUAGUUCCGCCGCUUUGCGAACGUCAAAGCGAAAAAUCAGAAAAUGAAUUAAAAUUAUGGAAAUUGGGAAGCAAUCCUUCAGAAGAAAAUGAAGCAGUAUUGGCUCUCUUCGCGCUUGCUUGCCGAAAUAAUUUGGAUUAUCGAGCAAUAGAACUAUGCGAGCAAAUCGCAUCCGAGAAAGUCAUAGAAUUGGCGAUCAAGUACGCGCGAAGAAUAAAUCGAGUUGCUUUGUCAAAUAAAUUAGAAUCAAUUGCCGACAUGAGAGAAGAAGAAAAAGAGAAGGAAAAAGAAAAUCAGGAUACUAAUACAGAUGGUAUUAAAAGUGAUGAUGAGUUUCUAAAUAAUGAUAUCGAAGAACCUACGAUUUCGUUAACCAUUCAGAAAAAACCAGAUGUAGAAAUUAAGCCGUUAUCUAUGGCUGACGCUUUAUCAAUGAAAAGAAGUAACCCAUUCUUGAAGAGCGGAAAUUCUCCAGCAACAAAAGGAUUGGCUGGUUUAGACAUUACCCCAGACAAAUCCCUGAAGUUAACAACGCCAAUGUCUGCACCAGCAAAAUCGAAGACAAAAGAGCCGAAAGAUGGACCUAAAAAAGAGACAUUUGUUGGUUGGUAUGCUAAAAACAAGAAAAGCUUACAGGAAGAAUUUCCCGAAUUGAGUCCCACAGAUUUGACAAAAACUGCUUUGGCAAGAUACAAGGAAAAAGAUGCAGCUCGUCAAAACAACAGUUCUUCCGAACCGAAGAAAAGGAAAUUGAGUUCCGAGAAUGAACAAAAUGAACCGAAACGAUCUUCGAGUAAAGUACUCAGCUCAUUUGCAUUUACAAAAUAAAUACCCGCCCGUAGUGCAGAAGAUAUUUUUAUACUUUCUAGUUGUAUGAUUAAUAUUAUUUAUUGUUUCGCGUCAAUGUGAUUGUUUUUAUACUGUCAAAUGUAAGAAAUGAAAUCAAGGCAUCUUGUUUUAACGCAGAAAAUAGAAUUCUUGUUUCCUAUA
Molecule: messenger RNA, 3511 nt
Organism: Hylaeus anthracinus
Lineage: Eukaryota; Metazoa; Arthropoda; Insecta; Hymenoptera; Colletidae
Gene: Ctf4
Product: WD repeat and HMG-box DNA-binding protein 1
Exons: 13
Coding region: 536-3349 (937 amino acids)
Biological process (GO): mitotic cell cycle; DNA-templated DNA replication; DNA repair
Cellular component (GO): nuclear replication fork
Molecular function (GO): protein binding; chromatin binding
Source: RefSeq, a predicted model, not a curated record